Messenger RNA from Helobdella robusta, 408 nucleotides. RefSeq lists its product as hypothetical. Lineage: Eukaryota; Metazoa; Annelida; Clitellata; Rhynchobdellida; Glossiphoniidae. The coding region runs from base 1 to 408 and encodes 135 amino acids. The transcript has 3 exons. The record is from RefSeq and is a predicted model, not a curated record.
AUGUGCCCUUUGAAAGUUUGGAAGGUUUUGGUCAUAAAUAUGGAAAUGCAAACAUGCAAGGAUCUCGAACUCGCCCUUGAAUUAUUUGCAGAAAUAAUCUACGUGACGUGUGCGUUCUGCGCAUUAUUCUGCGUGUUCAUGAAGAAAGAUGCUCACAACAACCUGCAAGAAAAUGGUUCCUUGGCGUUUGCAUUGAAAUGCAAUAAAAUAUUCAACGAUGUAAUAAAUGACUUUUCGUGCAGCGAACAUGCCUUCUACAUUACAUUACAUACAGUCUGUUUGGACAACAAAGAAACAGAUAAUGAAGGAGGCCAAAUAAUGGCAGUUCAGUCCGUGGAGUCACAUCAUCUUCAGUCUCACGUGUGUGGUUCAGCAUUUUUAUCGAUGAUCAGACAAAUUUCUGUCUAA